Molecule: messenger RNA, 1292 nt
Organism: Cajanus cajan (pigeon pea)
Lineage: Eukaryota; Viridiplantae; Streptophyta; Magnoliopsida; Fabales; Fabaceae
Product: PLAC8 family protein
Source: RefSeq, a predicted model, not a curated record
UCCAUUCCUUGACACAGGCUCAGACAUAGACCAAUUGGAGUUAGCAUUCGCCUGCUUCAAGGUUCAACGCCCAAAACCCAAAACCCAAAACCACGCGGAUUCUCGCUCUUCCUUUCCUUCAUUUUCAUUUUCAUUUUCAACGUGACAACCAAGAUAUCCUCCUCUCUGUUAUAUAUAACCACAGUGCAUCCGCAUUUCUCAAAGGACCGAUCUAGGGUUUUUCUCACUCUGCUCAACAGCAACCACAAACAGUCGCCAUGGCGUCGCAGGAGCACAUCGAGAAGAUGCAGGCGCGUCAGAAUUACCGGAAUUUGUGGCACACCGAUCUCAUGAGAACGAUUCAGGCCGAUACUCCUUAUUGUUGCUUCGCGUUGUGGUGUGCGCCAUGCGUGUCUUACCUGCUUCGGAAACGAGCUCUUUACGAUGACAUGUCAAGAUACACAUGUUGUGCUGGUUACAUGCCCUGCAGUGGUAGGUGUGGAGAAAGUAGAUGUCCGGAAUUUUGCCUUUGCACUGAGGUUUUUCUCUGCUUUGGAAAUUCAGUCGCCUCAACUCGCUUUCUAUUGCAAGAUGAGUUUAACAUUCAAACUACGCAAUGUGAUAACUGCAUUAUUGGUUUCAUGUUUUGCCUUCAACAAAUAGCAUGUAUUUUCUCUAUUGUUGCCAUGAUUGUGGGAAGUGAUGAAAUUCAAGAGGCUUCUCAGUUGCUAUCUUGUUUGGCUGACUUUGUGUACUGCACGGUGUGUGCAUGCAUGCAGACUCAGCACAAGGUUGAGAUGGACAAGCGUGAUGGGAAAUUUGGACCCCAACCAGUAAUGGCAGUGCCCCCUUCUCAGCAGAUGUCACGCAUUGAUCAGCCAGUUCCUCCUUCAGUUGGGUAUGCACCACAACCAGCUUAUGCACCACAACCAGCUUAUGGACAACCUUAUGGUUAUCCUCCUGCUCCGCCACCUACUCAGGGAUAUCCUGCUCCUGGUUAUCCACCUGCUGGUUAUCCCCCUGCUGCCUAUCCUCCCCAAGGAUAUCCCCCUUCUGGCUACCCUAAAUGAUUAAUUUAGCAUUCCUUGUGUUGGCCUAUAACGCGUCUUUUCUUCAAAGUCCGCUAAACGCAUCUAUAUGAAGCAAUCGUGUGGUGAAUGCAACUGUUUGAUUCAUUACUUAUUUUUGCAUUUGCCAUAACAACUUUUGCGUCGACUUCUAUUUGUAUAUUUUUCUUCUGUGUUUAUACAUAGUUCUCUCGUGUCGCUUGUGUGUGUUUAUUAGUAAAUUAAUUUUCUUGUGGUUUCAAGUUA